Molecule: messenger RNA, 1395 nt
Organism: Mesorhabditis spiculigera
Lineage: Eukaryota; Metazoa; Nematoda; Chromadorea; Rhabditida; Rhabditidae
Source: the annotation of a GenBank genome assembly
AUGCCGGGCCCGUUUUCGGUGCCGUUACUUGGGACGACGUGGCAAUUCAAGUGGAAGGUUGAGGAAUUCACCGGCCAGCUCCGCGGCUGGGGUGAGCACUACGCCGGUCUGGGCCACGGUGUCGUCAGGCUCUGGCUGGGCCCCAAGCCAUUUGUCGUGCUGAUUAAGCCCGAAUAUGCAAAGAUCGUGCUCGAGAGUAAUGAGCUGAUCACGAAGGGACCAGAAUACAAGCCGUUGCUCCCCUGGCUGGGCACUGGACUACUGAUUGCUACUGGUGAUAAGUGGAGAACUCGCAGAAAAAUGCUCACACCGGCCUUCCAUUUCCGGGUGCUCGAAGAUUUCCUGACAACGCACGACGAGCAGAGUAAAAUUUUCGUCGAACAACUCGAACGUUUUGCCGAGACUGGCGAGUCGUUCGAUAUUUUCCCGUACGUAAAGAGAUGUGCCCUGGAUAUUAUUUGUGAAACGGCGAUGGGCAGCUCGGUGUCGGCACAGACGAACCCCAAGCAUCCCUACGUCGUGGCUGUACAGCGGAUGAAUGAGCUGAUUUUCAUGCAGCAACGGAUGCCAUGGUUCUGGCUGAAGCCAAUCUGGUAUAUGUCGGGCUACGGUUUUGAGGCCGAUCGACAACUCGAGAUCCUGCUUGGCUUCACGCAAAAGGUAAUCGCCGAGCGGAGGGCCGACUUCGAGGCGGACCCGGCUGGGUUCGAGCGCGUGCACAAGAAAAAUGCGUUCCUCGACCUGUUGCUGACCAACCAGGCCGAUGGUGGCGGGCUGACCGACGUGGACAUUCGCGAAGAGGUCGACACGUUCAUGUUUGAGGGGCACGACACGACAUCGGCCUCGAUGGGCUGGACGCUGUGGUGUGUGGCACAUCAACAAGACGUUCAGAAGAAAAUCCACGCGGAGUUGGAUACGGUGUUUGGCAGCUCCAACCGCGACUGCACCGCCGACGACCUGAAGCAGUUAAAGUAUCUGGAAAGGGUCAUAAAAGAAAGCCUACGUCUUUACCCAUCGGUGCCAAUCUUUACACGCAUCGUCGAGAAGGACGUGGAAAUUGAAGACCUGUUGAUACCGAAGAAUUGCGUCAUCGGCAUCACGCCGUUGAUGAUACACUCGAAUCCGGCUGUCUACGACAACCCGGAGGUGUUCGACCCUGAGAACUUCUCCGAGGAGCGCAUCUCCAAGCGCCAUCCCUACGCCUAUAUCCCCUUUAGCGCGGGCCCCCGGAAUUGUAUAGGCCAAAAAUUUGCACUGAUGGAGGAGAAAACGAUGCUCUCAUGGUUCUUCCGGAGGUUUACCAUCGAGGCAGAUCAAGAUUUACACGACAACAUUCCGUGUCCAGAGGUUAUCCUCAAGCCCUCCCUCGGCAUCCCGGUGCGAAUUUCGAAGCGA